AUGGCUGCCAACGGCGCCGGCGGCGCGCUGGGUGGCAGUGGCGGGGCUACAGAGGCCAUGGCCAAGAUCCGAGAAGCACUCGACGUCGUCCACAGCCCAUUUUCGAACAACAACGCCAGACGCGAUGCGCAAAACUUUCUCGAAGAAAUCAAGAGCCACGACGAAGCACCGAUGCAAGGCUACAAUCUCGCGAGCGACAGGGCACAGCCGCCUGUUGUACGGCACUACGCCCUGUCGCUCCUGGAGCACGCGAUCCGGUACAAGUGGUCCGGCUAUACCGAGGAACAGGCGUUGACGCUGAGAAACUGGGUGCUGGAGCUCGCACAGGCUGUCUCGCGUGUGGACCCCCCUUAUCUUCGAAAUAAGACGGCCCAGCUCUGGGUCGAGGUGGCGAAGCGCUGCUGGGGAGGUGAGUGGCUCGACAUGGAUGCGAUGCUCGUGCAGCUUUGGGAAGUGCCCGACUCCGCCGUGCACAAGGAGCUUGUCAUGUUCGUCCUCGAGACCCUGUCCGACGAGGUGUUUGCCGGAGACGACUCGGUGGUCGCAAUGCGGGAAGGUGUUCUUAGCAAGGCAUGCGUCGAAGUAUUUACGCCCACCGCCGUGCUGGUGGAAGCGUUCCCGAACAGGCACCCCGGGCCCGAUGUGAGGUCCGGUCAUGAUGGAUGGCUCAGUAGGUUGUCUGUUCUCCUCGGCAGCUGCCUCGCGGCUUCGCCGGCAGACAAUGACGAGGUCAAAUCAUGUACAAUCAAGGGCCUGUCUCUGAUGCUCUCGCUGAUGCCAUGGGCAAUCCCGAAAGCCAUCGCCUCAGCCGGAUGCGUUAAUUACAUGUGUCAGGGUCUUUCUUCCACCGUCCCCGAGAUCCAAAAGGCGUCCCUUGAUGCUCUCCACGCGCUCUACUGCCGAACAAACUUUACGGACGAAGAGUUCGUUGAUCUCGUCGCGCCGAUGUAUAACCAAAAUUCGGUCGAACUGUGCAAGAAUUUAUACCAGUGGGCGGUUGUCGACCCCAACGACAUCGACGACGACAAAUAUCAGAUUCUCAAGAAAUUGUCAGAAAUGCUGUCCAGCCUAGGCGACUAUUUCGACCGCAAGUUCAGCCGCAUGCCAGGUGAUGUUGCCAAGGACAGUUUCCUGCAGCUUCUGCUCCAAGUGGUCCAGAACCCCAGUCUCAUGGUCUCCAUUCCGGUCCUGGUGUCUUGGACGCGUCUUCUGAAUCGGAAAGAUAUUGGGAACAGCGAUGCCAUGUCUCCUCUAAUUGGCCCCUUGCUGGAAGUUUGCAGCUCGAGGAUGGUUCGCUACGAAAACCUCCCCGAAGAUAAUGAAGACGCGACUUUUCUCUUUCUUCAAGAAGAUACCGACACAUUGCCCGAACGACAUGCGUUUUUGGGCAACUAUCGCAGAUAUAGCUCUCAAGUAAUUGAAGCAAUUGUCCAAUUAAAGCUCGUGGACGCCGUGUCCCACAUUCUGGGACGAACUGAGCAUGUUCUCGAGCAUCUAUACGACGGACAGCCUGCCUUCAACAAACAAUCUUACUCAAAACACUCCAUGCCCGCCCUCAUCGUUGACUCACACUUUACAGUCAUUGAGGCCACACUCAAGGGCUACAUGAAGUGGCGAAGACACCAUCAACAAAACUCUAAUGUGUCCGAAAUGAGCGAAUUGGAAACUAAUCUAGAGUCGUGGUGCAACAAACUGCUCGGGAUGAGCUUCGAGGAUCCCAUUAUCAGAAAACGCACUCUACAGCUGCUAGUCGUUUUUUCCACCACCGCGCUGAAUAAGAACGCCGGUUUUAUGCUCAAAGUUCUCGAGCAUAUCUUGAUGACUUGGCCAACACUUGAGCCUGAGUAUCGUGCAUUCAACGAUGCUAUCAAAGACCUGCAAAGCGAGAGCAUGGUUGAACUACAAAGACUUGCUUCCGAAAUGCCAGAUCAUUUGCUGGGAGUCUUUGAUCAAAUUGAGACCCGAGUCAAUGAGAUGCUUUCUUCUGGCACUCUUGACGACAAGCGAUCUCUUGCGUACCGAAGCUUUCUAUUCCUCAUCAUUCAUCGGGCACAGAGAGUCGACCUCCAGGCCAAGAUUCAUAAGCUGAGUGAGUUCAUUGGGCCUGUAUUGGCGCAGUGGCAGACUGAGAGCCUCAAAAAUGCCGUCACAUCUUAUCAUGGGUUUUGUGAGCAGCUCGCUCUCAACAAGGCACAGGAUUACCUAGCUCGCAAACGGGCCGAUAAAAUUCAGGACUGGGGCUCCCAAGGGCUUGAUGCUGAGGGACUAGCCCUACAGAACGAAAUGGAAGAGCGUAUCAAGUUACUCAGCUUUGCACAUGCCACGCAUAAUCCGGAAAACUGGACCGGUCUACCGAACGGUUCUCGCUCCAUGGUCGCUCGCGUUCUUAGCGACAGAUUCUGGCAGGCCGGAAUCUCAGACGGUAGUAAAGACGAUUUUUACGCAAGAGUGAUAGAUAAAAAGAAUACCAUGGAGGGCUUGGCGUCAACAAUCCGCGGAUCCGUCAGAUUUGUCAGAGAGACGGCUUAUGCCAUCAUAUACUGCAUGAGUCGCUUGGAAUUGCAAUUUUAUGGCUUUGAAGGACUGCCCGGGCCAUUGGCAAAUGCACUCUUUGCCGAUUCUACAUGGCUGUCGACUCAUCAACAAAACAACUUGCUGAAUUUGGUUCGAUAUCUGGUUGACGACUGUCCCGUGGAUUACCGGGAGCGUUUUUUGCCGCCUUUGCUAUCCGUGUGUUUUAGACAGAUGGACGCCAAAGUCAAUGGCGAAUGGGAGAAGAUGGACGCGCAGCAGAGUGUUGCGGCUGACGGUGAGGAUGGGCUGAAGGAGGAAAUGAAGGCAGAGAGCAUUCUCCGCCAGGUAACUUAUACUGGUGUUGUAAUGAUGGCAGACUUUUUGGAUCCCACAAAGCAAAAUCCCCCAACACUACAGGCCCGAGCACAGAAGGUCAACGGCGUAGAGAUAGCCCCUCCGACAGAGCACUUUCCCUCUCUGCGCCGAUUCUGCUUGCUACAUCAAGAAAUUGUGGAGCCGCUCCUGGUAUUCUGUGCUCACGGGAUACGUAUGAGGGAUACCAGAUGCUGCGGCAUGGUGCUCCGGCUGCUGAUCUCUCUCGUACCCGAAUUUCAACCAAACACUACAGCUAGCAAGCCCCAACCGGACGGCUCAUUGGCGCCGGCGGACCCUUCAUCCAUUCCCGCCGAGAUUGCGUCUGCGAUCCGAGAGUAUCUAUCAAGCGAUGUGCUGCGGGCUUGCUUGACGUCGUUCCACGAGCCCUACUUCGUCGAGGUGCAAAAGGAGCUCGCAUCGCUCAUCGCCGCGGUGUAUGUGCACUACAGCCCGGUGACGAUGACGCCGCAUAAUCUGCUGACGUCGCUGCCCAACGUCGAGGCGGGCGAGCUGGAGCUGCUCAAGCCGUACAUGGUCAAACCCGGGGCGCACAGCCGGCAGCAGCGCGCCGUCGUUCUGGAGCUGCUCCGGGACCUCAAGGGCGUCAGCGUGUCCGAGAUGGGGAAGCUGGCCAAGAGCGCGGGCCUGCCGAGCACGGCAGCGAGCGGCCGCGUCAAGAGGGCUGGGGGCCGGAGUAAAAUGGCGCAAAGCUUCAUGACGGAGCCGGUGGCGCAGAACAACGGGACGACGAGGAUGGAGCAGGUGGCCGGGGGCAGGCGGGCGACGCCAGACGACGCACUGGACGGCGUGUCCAACCUGUUUGAUGCCUAG
Cordyceps militaris CM01 is the source of this 3720-nucleotide messenger RNA. RefSeq names its product Armadillo-type fold domain containing protein. Gene Ontology annotation, molecular function: RNA binding; small GTPase binding; nuclear export signal receptor activity. Gene Ontology annotation, cellular component: nucleus; cytoplasm; RNA nuclear export complex. Gene Ontology annotation, biological process: protein export from nucleus; RNA export from nucleus. The coding region runs from base 1 to 3720 and encodes 1239 amino acids. The transcript has 7 exons. The record is from RefSeq and is a predicted model, not a curated record. NCBI's taxonomy places the organism in Eukaryota, Fungi, Ascomycota, Sordariomycetes, Hypocreales, Cordycipitaceae.